AUGGAAGGAUUGCAGAAGUUUGUCCGUACAGUUUCAAAAGAGGCUAAAUCAGUCUCUUCUUCGUUAUCCGAGAGCCCGUACAAUUCCAGUGGUAGUGACGUGGUGGAGAACUAUCUGCAGCUUUAUCUUCUUCUGAUCAGUCUCGUUUUUGGUCUCCAGGGCUCCCAACAAGUGGUACGCUGUGGACCUGUUCAAAGCUUUGCGCAUUUUUCUUUGUUGCUGGAAUUUUUGUUGGUUACACACUCAAGCGACGUGUUAGGCGUUGGGCUUCAAAAUUUUGAAGAGAUUGUCAUUAAUGGUGUGAGUGGUUUAGCAGCCGCUAAACAUCUGCGUCACCAUAAUCCGAUAGUAUUUGAGGCCUCGGAUUCUAUUGGAGGAGUGUGGAAAGGCUGUUCUUACAAAUCUACUAAGCUCCAGUCGGCUCGUUGUGAUUACGAGUUCGCUGAUUUUCCAUGGCCUAACAGAGAUGAUCCUGGUUUUCCUUCUUAUAUUGAGAUAUUGGAUUACCUGGAAUCUUAUGCAAAACACUUUGAUUUUUUAAAGUGUGUGAGGUUCAAUUCGAAAGUUGUGGGUGUCCGGUUCAUUGCCGACACACAAACCACUGAUUUUGGUGAAAAACCACGAGAAUAUGAGACCCCCUUGCCAGGUCAUCCUGUUUGGGAAGUUGCAGUGCAAACUAACAAUUCUGAUUCCAUUCAGUGGUAUGGAUUCGAGUUUGUGGUUGUAUGUACGGGGAGGUACGGUGACAUACCGAGAAUUCCAGCUUUCCCUCGGAACAAAGGGCCUGAGACAUUUGAGGGGGAGGUCUUGCAUUGCCUUGAUUACUGUAAGCUUGACAAGGAAGGUGCUACUCAGCUGCUCAAGGGCAAAAGGGUGGUUGUUGUUGGCUACAAGAAAUCCGCUAUUGAUUUAGCUAUGGAAUGCGCUGAAGCAAAUCAAGGGGCAGAAGGAAAACCAUGCACUAUGUUGGUAAGGACCCCACACUGGCCAGUCCCCCAUUACUGGGUUUGGGGUUUGCCCUUCUUCCUCUUCUAUUCCACAAGAUUUUCUCAGUUUUUGCACAGAGCACCAAGCCAAACCUUUCUCAGGACUCUCCUUGGCCUCCUAUUAUCUCCUGUUAGGCGUGGAGUAUCUAAGUUCAUUGAGUCCUAUGUGCUUUGGAGGCUUCCUUUGCUCAAAUAUGGACUAAAACCAGAUCACUCAUUUGAGGAAGACUAUGCUUCUUGCCAGAUGGCUAUCAUGCCUCAGAAUUUCUUCUCUGAGGCUGAUAAGGGAAAGAUUGUGUUCAAAAGAACAUCAAAAUGGUGGUUCUGGGAGGGUGGCAUUGAGUUUGAUGACAACACUAAAUUGGAGGCCGAUGUUGUGAUUUUUGCCACUGGUUACGAUGGGAAGAAAAAGCUUAAAGCUAUUUUACCAGAGCCUUUUUGUAGCUUGUUAGAAUAUCCUUCAGGCAUUAUACCCUUAUACAGGGGCACUAUCCAUCCAUUGAUACCAAACAUGGCUUUUGGGGGUUACGUUGAAAGCCUUUCAAACCUUCACACUGCUGAGCUACGGAGCAUAUGGUUGGCUCGACUAAUUGACAACAAAUUCAAGCUCCCCAGUGUGGAGCAGAUGCUUGAACAAAUAGCAAAAGAGAUGGAAGUCAUGAGGCAGUCCACCAGGUUCUACAAGAGGCAUUGUAUCUCUACUUUCAGCAUCAAUCACGGUGACGAAAUAUGUCAAGAGAUGGGAUGGAACACUUGGAGGAAAAGGAAUUGGUUAUUAGAAGCAUUUAGCCCUUAUGGCAGUCAGGACUAUGAGCUGGAAAAAUAGAGCUAUAAUAAUAAUAAUAAUAAUAAUAAUAAAUAAUUUAGCUCAUCAAAAUAUUAAAAGAAAAGGGAGAUAUGCUUGAAGUUUUAAUUUCUUUACUUUUUUAUUAGCAAAUACAGAUCCAGAUAUGUGUAGCAAAAUUCAACCCUUUUCUGAAUAAAGUCUAUGUAUCUCUGUUUGCAUUACCUGUUCAGCUGAAAUUUUUUCACAUUUACUUUCAGAAAGUCAUAAAAUGAAGUAGCCAUGUGCAGCACAC
Messenger RNA from Pistacia vera, 2065 nucleotides. Its product is annotated as probable flavin-containing monooxygenase 1. The coding region runs from base 1 to 1812 and encodes 603 amino acids. The record is from RefSeq and is a predicted model, not a curated record. NCBI's taxonomy places the organism in Eukaryota, Viridiplantae, Streptophyta, Magnoliopsida, Sapindales, Anacardiaceae. The transcript is spliced from 7 exons. Gene Ontology annotation, molecular function: NADP binding; flavin adenine dinucleotide binding; N,N-dimethylaniline monooxygenase activity.